Zingiber officinale is the source of this 896-nucleotide messenger RNA. RefSeq names its product SKP1-like protein 1. Gene Ontology annotation, molecular function: cullin family protein binding. Gene Ontology annotation, cellular component: nucleus; cytoplasm. The coding region runs from base 13 to 879 and encodes 288 amino acids. Lineage: Eukaryota; Viridiplantae; Streptophyta; Magnoliopsida; Zingiberales; Zingiberaceae. The transcript has 3 exons. Gene Ontology annotation, biological process: SCF-dependent proteasomal ubiquitin-dependent protein catabolic process. The record is from RefSeq and is a predicted model, not a curated record.
AGCCCUAGUCCCAUGGCGAAGACGAUCACGCUGAGGAGCUCCGAUGGUGAGGUUUUCGAGGUCGACGAGGCGGUCGCCACGGUAUCGCAGAUCAUCAAGCACGUGAUCGAGGACUGCCCCGACAACACCAUCCCUCUUCCAAACGUCACCUCCAAGAUCCUCCCGGAAGUCAUCGAGUAUUGCAAGAAGCACGUCGACUCGUCAUCUGAUGGCGACUCACGGCUAGCUGACGAAGAACUCAAGUCCUGGGAUGCCAAGUUUGUCAAGGUCAAUAAGGCGAUCCUAUUCCAACUCUGUCUGGCUGCAGAUUACCUGUAUAUAAAAGGGCUUCUGGAUUUGACUUUCCAAACUGUGGCCGAUAAGACGAAGGGAAUGACCCUCGAAGAAAUCCGCUUCAAAAAGGUUGUUACUCUGAGGAGCUCCGACGGUGAGCUAUUCGUGGUCGACGAGGUGGUUGCCAUGAAAUCGCAGACCAUCAAGAACUUGAUCGAGGACGACUGCGCCGACAGCGCCAUCCCUCUUCCAAAUGUCACCUCCGAUAUCCUUCUCCAAGUCAUCGAGUAUUGCGAGAAGCACGUCGACGACGACGCCACCACUGCCUCGAACUCAUCUGAUGAUGAUUCGCGGCUCGCUGAGGAAGAACUCAAGUCAUGGGAUGCCGAGUUUGUCAAGGUCGAUCAGGCGACCCUAUUCGAUCUCAUACUGGCUGCAAACUACCUGAAUAUAAAAGGGCUUCUGGAUUUGACUUGUCAAACUGUGGUCGAUAUGAUAAAGGGAAAGACCCCAGAAGAAAUCCGCAAAACAUUCAACAUCAAAGAUGACUUUACUCCAGAAGAAGAGGAAGAGGUCCGAAGGGAGAAUCCAUGGGCCUUCGAAUGAUGGCUGUUUAUCUUCAA